This is a messenger RNA of Owenia fusiformis, 1470 nucleotides long. NCBI's taxonomy places the organism in Eukaryota, Metazoa, Annelida, Polychaeta, Sabellida, Oweniidae. The record is from the annotation of a GenBank genome assembly.
ACCCAAAGCACCUAUUAUCGCCCACUAGAAAAAAUAUUGACCAUUUAAUCAGAUCAAGUGUGCACAACAUUCACUGUGGACGAUGUGAUUGGCCUACGUUGAUGACCUGCAACAUGCAGCAGCCAACAUUGUGACACAGCAUGGAGUUCUUAGAAGGAGAGAAUCAGUAUGUGAACAACUUGUCACCUGAGCUAAGGGAAAAGGCUGCGAAUGAACUGAAGGAGAAGCCAGAAUGGGUGUCACGAGAUAUUGAAGCUUUGAGGGAAAUGGUGAAAGCUCACCCAGGUUUAAAUUCAUGUGUCAGUGAUGCAUUCUUGCUGCGCUUCCUACGCUCGAGAAAAUUCGACUAUGACAGGGCCCUAAAUCAACUGCUGCGCUACUACAAGGUUAGGAAAGAAGAUGUUACAAUGUUCAAUGACUUUAAACCUUCUAAAAUCAAACAUGUGCUUGAUGAUGGUGUGAUUGGAGUGUUGGAGAACAGAGAUCUCUCAGGUCGUAAGGUUAUAAUCUUCCGUCCAGGGAAGUGGUGCCCCUCUAAAUACCCCACUACAGACUGUAUGCGAGCCAUGGUCAUGACCCUGGAACUACUAACAAUGGAUGAGGCAACUCAGAUCAAUGGUGUGAUAGUGUUAGCAGAUCUACAGGACACUACACUCAGUCAUGUCACUCAUAUAGGCCCAAGCAUGGCCAAAAGAAUGAGCAGAAUUAUUGAGGAGGCAUUUCCUGCUCGGGUGAAGGCAAUCCAUUAUGUGAAUGCACCUUAUAUAUUCAGUGUGAUAUUUGCUGUACUUCGAGGAUUCCUGAAAGAGAAACUUGCCAGUAGGCUUCACGUACAUACAGACUUCAACUCUUUAUAUGAAUCAGAGGGGAUUUCUGUGGAGGUGUUACCAGUGGACUUUGGAGGAUGUCUCUCGCAAUACUCUAACUCCGUUUGGGCUGAGCAAUUACUAAAUUCAGAGCAAUAUUUUGAGAAACUAUCCGAGUAUUCCCUUGAGGGAGAUACCUCAACUUUAACAGGAUUAGAGAGUGUGGAUCUAGACACAACUGACCCAAUUGACGCUUGUAUACCAGGAGUAUAUAGGAAAGCUAGCAGUGUUGAUUAAAACGCACAAUGAAAUAUGAAAACUUUCACAUUUCAAUGGAUUGACAGAGAUAUUUAUGUCUAUUUAAAUUGAAAGUUCCAAACUGUUGUAUUACAGAAGUACAUAGGACAUGUAGGAAAGCCAACAGUGUCAAUUAAAACUGAAUUCCAGACUGUGGGAUUCCAGCUUUGUUUUACAAGUGUGUCUACAUACAGGUACAGUAGUGCACUAGUCAUGUACAGAAAUGAAAUUGAAUGCCUUCAUAUCAAUACUGCCAACAAUCUCUGCAAUUAAAAAUUCAAGUUUAAGAAUAAUGUUGUAUGUGUACAUAUAAAAUCUCUAUGUAGUUUUGAUCGACAUUUAAUUACAUACUGUAGUGAGAAUAUAG